AUGCGCAAGAAGUCUGUCCCCGCGGACUUCUCCUGGGGCCACCUCGAGGCCAUCAAGGCCAACAGCAGCGACCAGGGCACGUGCGGCAGCUGCUGGGCGCACGCGUCGCGCGUGACCAUGCAGGCCCGAGCGGAGGUCAAGGGGUUGAAGGAGAUCCACUGGUCGACCAACCAGCUGAUCGCGUGCACGCCGAACCCGAAGCACUGCGGCGGUGAGGGCGGCUGCGAGGGAGCCACUGCCGAGCUCGCGUACGAGUACGUGUUCAACAAGGGCCUCAUGCAGGACAGCGCGUUCCGCCUCAAGGCCGGGGACAACGUGACCGCGGAGUGCCCCGAGAACCUGAAGGCGUCCACCGAGGUGGCCAGCAGGGGCAUCGUCGGCGCCGACGGCAGCGAGGUGCACCGCGUCAAGGAGCACAUGGCCGGCCACGCCCUCGGCCUCACGGGAUGGACGAAGCUGCCCGAGAACAAGGAGGACGCGAUCGUCCGGGAGCUGCUGACCGGCGGCCCGCUCUACGUCGCGGUGGCCGCUGGCGACGGCUGGUUCGACUACAACUCGGGAGUGAUGACGGAGGACUCGUGCGACAGGACUCGCGUGCACCAGGUCCUGGGCCCCGAGCUGGCCCGAACGGGCCUGGUGGAGCGUGCGCUCCUGCCUCCCGACAGGGACUUCAUCGUGAACCACGCCGUGGUCCUCUUCGCCUGGGGCGUGAAGCAGAAGACCGUCCGCGGGCCGGUCAAGUACUGGCAGAUCAAGACCGGGGGUGGUUCUUCUUCAACUUCCCAGUUCACCCUGACCUACGUGGACAUCGUCGGAUUCUGCACGUUCCAGCAGCGGGACACGCUGGGCGUCGACAGGACUGAGACGGCUGCGAUGCUGGAAGAGGUCAAAAACAAUUUGAACGAUUAUUUCCAGGACGCCAACAACAAAUACAAGGGGCAACAUCGACUCAGGGCUCGCGCGCAACCUCAUCCCGACGUGCUCAAGGCGUGGCAGUUCCGUGACGAGGCCGAGGCCAUGGCGUCGUUCACAGGGUACCGCAGGUGGCGAUAG
This is a messenger RNA of Prorocentrum cordatum, 1053 nucleotides long. Lineage: Eukaryota; Dinophyceae; Prorocentrales; Prorocentraceae. The record is from the annotation of a GenBank genome assembly.